AGCAGCCAAUCAAAAUGUUGGAAAAUAAGCAGGGGCCAUUUUAAAUUUUCUCUCUGUAUAGACGCUCUGUAAAGCGUUUGAGAUUGACUGACAGUGAAAAAGUGUGGGAAAGGACACUGAAUGUAUAAUUUAGAAUAUAUAACACCUCACCUCUUAGAUUCAACAUUCCGUUGCUUUUUGGUACUGAAUGGUAGAUGUGACAAAUCCUCUUAAGAUCAUUUUUUUUACUAUUAGAAAAAUGCUGUAUGAGUAAUAGAGAGUCCGUAUCAUUUGUAAACAAUUGGUCUGUUGCGUACAUUGUUCAUAGUGCCAAGAUCAACUUCCUCUAAUUCGUGGUUCAUUGCACAAAGUUACAAUGUAUGCUAAUACUAGUGAAAAGGGGAAGCUGCAUUUCUAAUACCUUUAUAUUUUCAUGAAAUAACCUAAAUAACAUUGUUUUUUUGUUUUUUUUUUGGUCUGUAUAAAAAGCAUUAAAAAAUUGGUCAAACAAAACAAAGCUUUAAACCAACCAAAAACACAUAGUUCUUAUUUAUAUACGUUUUACUUAACAGAUUAAUAAUACGAUUUUUCACAGUAUAUCUACUUAAGAGACAUAUAACCCAUAUGGAGGUGAUGACUGAAGCAAAGAGUGCAUUUUCAGGAAGAUUACCUUUAACGACUGGGAAGUGUAGAACAAUGCUUUUCAGUGACAUGCUAAUUGUUGGGCCUGUCUUUUGCAUACAAACAUAAUGGACCACAAAAUGACUUCUGUCACGUCGCUUCAGUUGCUCCGACAAUUAAAACCUCAGGUGGGAGAAAUUGCUCUGAGAGACGAAGAGAAAGUAAAUGACAGAGAGGAGGGAAAAGUUGUUUAGCAACAUAAUAGUUUUAGCUGGCUUGCCUGCUGAGUUUGGCUUUUCUGAAGUCUCAGAACAAAGCAACCAUGAUGAAGCAUCUUGACAGCUGGUAGUUAGAACCAUUCUCUAAUAUAGAAGAAUGUCUGACACUUUGUGCGUUUCUAUAUCUACUUGAUUUAAAUGAACCCAUGAGUCACAUGGCAUUGAGCAAUUGAAUAAAAGAGAAAUUAAGAGCAUUUGCUUCCCCAAAAUUAUCAUUUGAGUUCAUAGAGUCUUCUGUGCAAUGAUCAUCUGACAAUGAAAUGAGAAAUUGUGAAGUUUGCAAAGUAUUUUUUCCCCCGAUACUGAUAAAAAAAAAAAAAAGAGAGAGAUACAUAACCUCACAACAUAAUCAUUAUUUCAGAGUUUUAAAUAUAUAUUCAGGCUUCUCAUGAGAUCUCAUGAAAUGUGAGAUCUCAUGAGAAGUAGUGUGAUGCUAACAUAAAAAAAAUGCUGCAUAGUCACACUUAAAAUGUCACAGCUUUAAGUUCACCAAUCCCAUCGCAGAAUAUUGUGACAUUUGUGUUCCUACAUGUAAGUUCCUUUUUGCAUAAAUACAUGAAAUAUUACCAUAGACAGACAUCACGAGUACAAAAGAAAAAAAAAAUUCCACCUCAGGGGAGAUAUUAGUACGUUUUGUAGCUUUGUUUAAUCCUUCACAUUCACGGUUUGUAGUUAGAAGGUUGUAGUAAUCCCAACUGCACUGGAAAUGUCUGGGCUUGUGAAUGAUGGUAUGGAUAAAGGUUCGAUGAUGGAAUCAGAAGACAGAAUAGAGAAGACAGUUGAUAUCUACGUAAGUGCUGAGGCUGUAAGAGACAUGAAACAUAAGAAAGACACAGAGGACUUUAACACAUCGAAAACCCAAACCCCUCAACACACAGGAAGUGAUUCUGUGAGGAUCAGAAGCUCCAGAGCAGCUCUAGUGUGUUUGGUGCUGCUGUGUGUUCUUCUGCUGACUGCAGUCAUAGUGCUGUGUGUCCAACUCUUUACAAACAACAGCACAAACUACACAGAAGAGACACACCAGCUACUAACUAACAUCACCAACCUCACAGAUGAGAGAGACCAGCUACUAAACAAGAUUACCAACAUCACAGAAGAGAGAAAUGAGCUACUAACCAACAAUACCAACCUGACAAAGGAGAGAGAUGAGCUAAAAAUAAAAAAUAAAAAUCUGAUCAAUGAAAAAGACCAGCUAAGAAACACACUUCAGAUUUUUGAUAAAUUGACGACUUAUAAAUUCAGUUUUUACUACAUAUCCAAUGAGACGAAGAGCUGGAAUGAGAGCAGAAGAUACUGUACAGAGAAAGGAGCAGAUCUGGUCAUCAUAAACAACAGCGAUGAACAAGAUUUUGUUAAUCACAUGUCUGGUGCUGCUGUAGUCUGGAUUGGUCUGACUGACAGUGAUGUGGAGGGCAGAUGGAAAUGGGUUGAUGGCACCAACAUGACCUCUGGGUUCUGGGAGUCACGUUCUAAUGAGCCUAAUGGAGGUACAAGCGAGAACUGUGCUGUGACUGUGGAUAAACAAAACAAAGAAUGGCCAAACCAUUCCGGGUGGAUUGAUGUUCAAUGUAAUAAAAUUUUUCAAUGGAUCUGUGAGAAGAAUAUUUCAAAACUCAUAAUGCCAUAGGAACAUCACACACUUUCCCCCCCCCACAAGUUUAACAGUACAAACCUUUUGUAAUAAUUGGUAGAUCAUUUAAUCUUUCCUGCCAGUCUUGUCUUGUAUUUUGAUUUUUCUAGUUUUUAUUUGUUCUUUUUUUUCUUUUUUACUCUAGUCAAGGUCCAGUCUUUAUUUUUGCUCUUGUUCUCCCAAGCCUUAUUUUUGGGUUCUCUCUUGAUUUUGUUGCUAUCUAGUCUUUUAAUUAUUUUUUUCUCUCUAGUUCCCUGCAAUGUUGCAGUCUUGUUUUUUUUUUUUUUGUUUUGUUUGUUUUUUUGUUUUGUUUAAAGUUCCAGUUAUUCAUUUAUUGAUUUUUUCUUUUGUUUAUUACUUUUAUUUUCUCUUGCAAACUCCAGUUAUAUUUUUAGUUUCUUUUGUUUUCUUUUGUCAUAUAUUUUUCCAGUUUUUUAUUUGUUCAUUUUUAUAAUCUUUUGUUGAUUGUUGUUGUCUUGUCCUGUUGUGUCUUCUCUUAUGUUGGUUCCUACCCCGCUUCCUGUUCCUCUAUGGUCAUUUACUGGCAGCUAGUCUGAUGCUAUGUCAGCUUCCCUCAGCUGCCUUGUCUCUAUCAUUGGUCAUCGUGUCUGGUGCAGUCUCACUCCUGACCAGCCUGUUGCCCCAUUGUGUGUCCUGCCCAUACUGUUUGGACUGUUUCACCCCUCAAUUAGCUUCUUGUGCCUGGUGUACCAUCCUGUCAAUAAAUCUUGUCAUCACUCAUCUCUGUGUUUGGGUCCUCUCUCACUCAAAGCCCUGACAAAAAAACAUCUAUUUGUUUUAAAUACACACAUCUAAAACAUUUAAAAAUUUCUACAUUUUAUAAGUAAUUAACACUAUGACAGAACACAAAUGGAAAUGUGUAAAUUAUAUGGUAACCAAAAAAAAAAAAAAAAAAAAAUUAAACAAAACAAAACAAAACAGACUUUAUUUUUAACUUUAACAUUUAAGUGUAGCUCAAAUAGCUCGGUUUACACUAACUCCGCUCACCAUUGUCUGGUUGGACUAGACAAGGGUUGUCCAGUCCAAUGUCCUGCAGAGUUUAGCUCCAACCCCUUUGAAACACACCUGAACCAGUUAAUCAAGGUGUUUUUCAUAAUAGAAACUUCCAGGCAGGUGUGUUGAGGAAAUGAACCCAUGAGUCACAUGCCAUUGAGCAACUGAGUAAGAGAAAUUAAGAGCAUUUUCGUCCCCAAAACUAUAAUUUGAAUUCAUCAAGUCUUCUGUGCUAUACAUACAUAUACAUAUAUACACUAUAUUGCAAAAUGUAUUAGAUUCAGGUGUUCCAAUCACUUCCAUGGCCACUACAAACAUUUGUGAAAGAAUAGGUCGCUCUCAGGAGCUCAGUGAAUUCAAGCGUGGUACCGUGAUAGGUUGCCACCUGUGCAAUAAGUCCAUUCGUGAAAUUUCCUCACUACUUAAUAUUCCACGGUCAACUGUUAGUGGUAUCAUAAUAAAGUGGAUUUAUUCAUAAAUAAAUAAAAAAUGUGCCUCCUCAUAUCAGAACACCACUGCACGCCACUGGUAUAUAUAUAUAUAUAUAUAUAUAUAUAUAUAUAUAUGUGUAUCAUACAUUCGCUAAUAAAAGGUGCCGAACAGCCACACUAAAAAUGUCACUGUUUCAAAUUCAUCAAUCCCAUUGCAGAAUUCUGUGACAUUUGUGUUAACUUCCCAAUGUUGCAGGUUCCUUUUUUUAUAAAUACAUGAAAUAUUACCAGAGACAGCAGGAGUACAAAAAAUCCAUCUCGGACAGAUAUAAGUUAGUUUAGAUGAACUUAAAGCUCUGUUUAAUCCUUCACAUUUACGGUUAAUAGUUAAAAAGCUGUAGUCAUCCAAAUGGAAAUGUCUGGGCUUGUGAAUGAUGGUAUGGAUAAAGAUUCGAUGAUGGAAUCAGAAGACAGAAUAGAGAAGAAAGUUAACAUCAGUGCUGAGGCUGUAAGAGACAUGAAACAUAAGAAAGACACAGAGGACUUUAACACGUUGAAAACCCAAACACCUCAACACACAGGUAACUGAGAUUAACUGCUAAUACAUUUAGUCUAAAAAGUUGUUAUAAAUUGUUCUAAAUGAAGAAGAAAAUAGACUAAUGGCUGUCAUUUUCAGAAAGUGAUUCUGUGAUGAACAGAAGCUCCAGAGCAGCUCUAGUGUGUUUGGUGCUGUUGUGUGUUCUUCUGCUGACUGCAGUCAUAGUGAUGGGUGUCUACAUCCAUACAAAGAGCACAAACUACACAGAUGAGAGAGACCAGCAAACAUCCAAGAAUGAAAACCUGAUCAAUGAGAGAGUCCAGCUAAUAUUCAAGAACAAAAACCUGACCAAUGAGAGAGACCAGCUAAUAUUCAAAAACAAAAACCUGACCAAUGAGAGAGACCAGAUAAUAUUCAAGAAUGAAAACCUGACCAAUGAGAGAGACCAGCUAAUAUUCAAAAACAAAAACCUGACCAAUGAGAGAGACCAGAUAAUAUUCAAGAAUGAAAACCUGAUCAAUGAGAGAGACCAGAUAAUAUUCAAGAACAAAAACCUGACCAAUGAGAGAGACCAGAUAAUAUUCAAGAAUGAAAACCUGACCAAUGAGAGAGACCAGCUAAUAUUCAAAAACAAAAACCUGACCAAUGAGAGAGACCAGAUAAUAUUCAAGAAUGAAAACCUGACCAAUGAGAGAGACCAGCUAAUAUUCAAAAACAAAAACCUGACCAAUGAGAGAGACCAGAUAAUAUUCAAGAAUGAAAACCUGAUCAAUGAGAGAGACCAGAUAAUAUUCAAGAACAAAAA
Ctenopharyngodon idella (grass carp) is the source of this 5296-nucleotide messenger RNA. Its product is annotated as CD209 antigen-like protein C. The record is from RefSeq and is a predicted model, not a curated record. The transcript has 5 exons. Gene Ontology annotation, cellular component: external side of plasma membrane. Gene Ontology annotation, molecular function: fucose binding; D-mannose binding. Gene Ontology annotation, biological process: biological process involved in interspecies interaction between organisms. Lineage: Eukaryota; Metazoa; Chordata; Actinopteri; Cypriniformes; Xenocyprididae. Bases 1585 to 2505 code for a protein of 306 amino acids.